AUGGCGGCUGUGAGCCCCUCUUUCUGUGAGGAGCAGUUCCUCUGCUGCAUCUGUUUGGAGGUCUACACUGAUCCAUGCACAACUGAAAGGCACAGAGACCAUCAGACAGUCUCUCUGAAGGAAGAGGGAGAAGAGCAGCAGGCCACACUGAAGCUACAGAUCAAAGACAGACGUGUGAAGGUCCAGGAGAUCCAGCGCUCAGUGGAGCAGAGUCAGAGAAAGGCAGAGGCAGAAAAACAAGAAGGUCUUAUAGUCUUCAAGGCUUUGGUGGAGUGUGUUCAGCAGAGAGCAGACAGCUUCAAACAGAGCAUUGCGGAAAAACAGCAGAAGGUCAAGGAGGAGGCGUCUCAGCUGAUAGAGCAGAUCCAGACAGAAAUCUCUGAGCUGGAGCAAAGAGAAGCUGAGAUGGAGCAGCUGUGGACCUCCGGAGACCACCUGCACUUUGUCCAAACCUUCACUACAGUCAGACCUGCUCCACGGCUCAGCGACUGGAGCGAGAAUACUAUCAGGACCCCAUCGUACAAGGGGACAGGGGCCCAAGCUGUGUCUGAGCUGAGGAACCAACUGAACACAGAGAUAGAGACAUUCUUUGAAGCAGAAUUAGAGAAAGUCGAAGGAAAGACAGGCUGGGAAGUAGGAGUGGCCAAAGUAUCAGUGGAUCGAAAACAAUCAGUUGGCUCUCAGACUGUACAGAAGGGAUACUGGACACUCCGCAUGGACAAUGGUGAUUAUCAAACUUCAGAUGACCGUCCUGUAGCUCUCUUUCUGCAGUCACGUCCAGAGAAUGUGGGAGUGUUUGUGGAUCGUGAUGAAGGUCUGGUCUCCUUUUAUGAUGCAGAUAUUGCGUCUCUGCUUCACUCUUUCACAGACUGUGGCUUCACUGAGAACGUUCUGCCUCUGUUCAAUCCAUGUGGCAACAUGUACGGCAUGAACUCUGCUCCUCUGGUCCUGACGCAUAUUGGCAGUUAG
Molecule: messenger RNA, 969 nt
Organism: Knipowitschia caucasica
Lineage: Eukaryota; Metazoa; Chordata; Actinopteri; Gobiiformes; Gobiidae
Source: the annotation of a GenBank genome assembly